Molecule: messenger RNA, 2347 nt
Organism: Punica granatum (pomegranate)
Lineage: Eukaryota; Viridiplantae; Streptophyta; Magnoliopsida; Myrtales; Lythraceae
Source: RefSeq, a predicted model, not a curated record
AUGGCGAAGGACGGAUUAUUCCGGCUUUCUUGCAUUCUCUCCGUCGUGCUUCUAUCGAUCAACGAUAUAGCAUGCAGUGCCCAGGACGAGGAGAGGAAGGUCUAUAUUGCGUACCUGGGUUCCAUUACGGCUGAAUCGUCGGGAACUUAUUCCCUGGCUUCUCAUCAACUUAGUUUGUUGGAAGAAGUUGUGGGGGGGGAGAGCUCCGCUUCCACUUCCGCUUCCACUUCACUCAUCAGAAGCUACCAGAGGAGUUUCAAUGGUUUUGCCGCAAAACUCACCGAAAAGGAGGCGCAGAAGCUAGCUAGAAAGGAGGAGGUACUGUCGGUGUUUCGGAGCCCAACUUUUCAUGUCCAGACCACGAGAUCCUGGGACUUCAUCGGAUUGCCUGAGACAGCAAAGCGGGAACCAACCAUAGAGGGCAGAACUAUCAUUGGAGUUCUCGACACCGGGGCUUACCCUGAUUUGGAAUCAUUCAGUGACCAAGGCUUCGGGCCCCCUCCUGAGAAAUGGAAGGGAUCAUGCAAGGGCGGCGCUAACUUCACUUGCAACAACAAGCUCAUUGGGGCGCGUUAUUAUGUAUCUACUGAGGAUUCUGCUAUUGAUGGCUCAGGCCAUGGGACCCACACUGCCUCGACAGCUGCCGGCAAUGCAGUAGAAAGGGCUAGCUUGUUUGGACUAGCUAAUGGAACAGCUCGAGGAGGGGUUCCAUCCUCCAGGAUCGCCGUCUACAAGGUAUGUGAUUCACAGGGUAACUGCCAAGGAGAUGGAAUUUUGGCGGCAUUUGAUGAUGCGAUCGCAGAUGGAGUGGACAUAAUCACGGCUUCUCUAGGGGAGCAAGCUAUUCCUUUUGACAAAGAUCCUCUUGCCAUUGGAGCCUUCCAUGCAAUGGCAAAGGGCGUCCUGGUGACUCUAUCUGCUGGAAACAGUGGGCCUGAUGCGGGAACAGUGGGUGCCGUCGCCCCUUGGGUCCUCACCGUAGCAUCUAACUCGUUAGACAGGGAGUUCAUGACCAAACUUGUCCUGGGGGAUGGAACUCUUCUAACUGGCAAUACAGUAAAUCCGUUUCCAUCGAGUUGGAGUAAAUCUGCUCUUUUAUACGGGAAACAGGUUUCCAGCACUUGCAGUGAAGCCUCUGCUAGAUUCUUGGAAAACAAUGGCUGGGCCAAGUUCUAUUCAAUUCGAGAUCUAACCCAUACUAUAUGCCGCUGCAAUUGCAGAGCCUGCGAGGAAGGCUGUUUAGACAUGCAGAAAGUUCUCGGGAAAAUCGUGAUCUGCGAAUGGUUGGGCACGGACGCAGUUUCCAAGGCUGCAGUUUACAAUGCUAGUGGGAUCAUCCUGAAGCAACCGCUAUCUAAAACUUACCCACUUCCAACCGUGGUUCUAGAUGGACCCAGCUUUGAGAUGCUCGUGUCCUACCACAGUUCCGCAAAGAAUCCUCAAGCACGAUUGUUAAAGAGCGAAACCAUUCCAAAUCCUGCCCCCCCUACCGUCGAUACCAUCUCUUCCCGGGGACCAAGUAUGAUCACCCCUGACAUAAUGAAGCCAGAUGUAAGUGCCCCUGGCGUAAAUAUUUUGGCUGCAUUUCCUCCAAAUGUGCCGCCAACCAUGUUUGGCGGGGAAGGGGAUCAUAGGAGUGUGAAGUUCAAUUUACUUUCGGGAACCUCAAUGUCUUGUCCCCAUGCUGCCGGUGCAGCAGCAUACGUUAAAACAUUUCAUCCCGAUUGGUCUCCUUCCGCCAUUAAGUCCGCUCUAAUGACAACCGCUUCGAAACUACAGGAUACUAUUACCAAUAAAGACCCCUCAGGACGUGAAUUUUCUUAUGGUUCAGGACAAAUCAAUCCCGUUAAGGCCGUUGAUCCAGGCCUAGUUUAUGAAAUCACGAAGGAUGACUAUGUAAACUUACUGUGCAGCUUGGGCUAUGAUAUAAGAAGCAUAGAUAGCAACAGCACUUGCCCCAGGGGAGCCAAGAACAUCACAGAGGCAGAGCUCAACUACCCUUCUCUUAUUUUCAGAGCGCCAGACUCGAAGCCCUUCAAGUUGGCGCUCAACAGGACCGCCACAAAUGUCGGGUUUCCGAACUCAACCUAUAAGGCGGAAGUUGUUAACUCCUCCAACGCCAUUAACAUAACUGUGGUCCCGGAGGUCCUUUCCUUCAAAUCCGUCUCCGAGAAGAAGACUUUCACUGUCGAGAUUACUGGGAGUGGGUUAAAAUCAGGUACACAGUUGUCGGAAGAGUUUGCGUGGUACGACAGCGUGCACAGUGUUAGGAGCCCAAUCAUUGUGUACGCAGAAUAACAAUAAGGAAAAAUAUACGUUUAUGAAUUAGUUUCUUUCAUUCUAAGAA